Molecule: messenger RNA, 249 nt
Organism: Linum trigynum
Lineage: Eukaryota; Viridiplantae; Streptophyta; Magnoliopsida; Malpighiales; Linaceae
Source: the annotation of a GenBank genome assembly
AUGCCAUCGAAAUCUGGGGCGACCAAGGGUUUCGCGCCGCAGAUGGUGAUGGAUCCGGAGGAGGUCAUAGUGGAGGAUGUGACUAAGGAUGAGAAUCUGGGGGUGGCCGUAAAGAGGUUGGCUGCUAUCCAGGUGCAGAAGCGGGCGGUACGAAAGGCUGAAAUGGAUAAGCUGUGGCAGGCGAUGAACAAGAUGAUGAAGGUCCUCGAGGAAGCGCAUGGGAAGCCGCUAGACGAAGGUUGUGAGUAA